AUGAUGAGAUUGGCGGCCUACACAGGGGUAUCCCUUACCCUCGCCGCAAGUGUCGUAUUGAAGGCAUUGCAUCAGAGAGCGAAUUUUUAUUCUGCUUGCGUCUACUUAUCACAAAGCAAUGCGAACCUCAUGAUUCUCACGAAUAUCUGCCUUUUAGUAGUCGGAUACCUCCUGUUUGGCCUCCAAAGACUCCUCUACGGCCGCUUACGACCUAUAGAAAUAGAGCAACUCUACGAAAAAGGAUGGUUCGCAGUCACAGAGACUUGUCUAGCCAUGACAAUAUUUCGCGGAGAGCUGGGUGGCUGGUUCGUCGUCAUGUUCGUUUGCCUAUUAAUCGGCAGGGUUUGGGGUUGGAUCGGGGAAGGCCGCGUUGAGGUGCUCGAACAGCACCUCCCAAAUAAUCCUCCUCUGUUUCAUACCCGCUUAGCAAUAUCGCUUCUUAUUGCGGUCUCCUUCAACUCGUUCAUGCUCAAAUAUGCAAUUAGAACAGUUCUUCGCCAAGCUAGACCUGAUAUGAUGGUUAUGUUUGGCUUCGAGUUCGCGGUACUCACAAUAUUAUCAACCUCCACAACUGCGAGAUAUGCGUUAUCGCUCACCGAAAUGUAUAUUGUUCGGCAACAGAAACACUCGAGGCUUGCAGAGAGAAGAGCUGAGAUUGAAGCAUUAAGGGCAGAUAUAGCCCGCGAACGUCAGGCCUCUGGCUCCGAAAGCCCUGGCAGACUACCCAGUGAAGAGGAUAUUGAUGAAAUGGAGCUAGAUGUGCCUGGGUGGGAAGAGAAGGGCCGUUUUGUCUUCUAUCUGGACUUGGUUACUGACUUCUUGAAACUGAUCGUGUACCUUUCUUUCUUCGCAAUCCUUUUUACCUUCUACGGCCUACCAAUACACAUUUUAAGAGAUGUUGUCCUUACCAUGAGAUCCUUUGCGAAACGAAUCCUGGAUUUCAUCCGGUAUCGAAAUGCGACGCGUGAUAUGAACCAACGGUAUCCUGAUGCUACCGCAGAGGAAAUUGCUAGGGAAGAUGUUUGCAUUAUAUGUAGGGAGGAAAUGCGGCCCUGGCAGCCACCACCUGAAACCCCGGAUAAUCGCUCCCUUAAUGGCCGGACUCCUGGACGAAUGCCAGAACGACUUCGCCCCAAAAGAUUACCUUGCGGGCAUUUACUUCACUUUGCUUGUCUUCGGAGCUGGCUAGAACGUCAGCAAAACUGCCCAACUUGUAGACGUCCAGUUACGAUGGCCGGGCAGGGGCGGACAGGAUUGAACCAGGGAAAUCCCGCUGCCGGGGAAAAUCAACAGCCUAUUGGAAACGGACAACCCGCUCCCGUGAGACCUAGAGCGUGGAUGCUUAACCUUGGUCCACUCCGUAUUGGAUUGGGUGCUGGUAGACCGGAACAGUUUCAAGAUUUUGCCCAGCACUUAAAUGCCGAUGUCGGUCAGCCCAAUCCGGCACCAGCUGCAGAUACGGCGAAUGCAAGCCAACAGCCGGGAAAUGUUGAUUCUACGUUGAGACGCCUGGAUCCACUUGUUUCAUCAUCACUCAAUCCGGCAUCUUCGAAUCUCAGCAUACAAAAUCAAAUCCUUCACCUUGAGCAGCAAAUUAACCAAGAGCUUAACACUGUCAUAACCGCAUCCCACCAAAUCCAAGUCAUUCGGCUCUUGCAAAAUGAGUUGGCUCGUCUUAGAGAAAUGAACUCAAAUAGAGCCAUGACUAAUUUAAGCCCCUUGAGCUCAUCGGAUGUAUCUUCCCCCGUACUCCAGCCUCACUUUACUUCUAACUCACGACAUUUAACCCUAACGGAUAACCCUUUACCUCAGGGAUUGACACUUCCCGCCGGCUGGACACUUGUUCCUUUACAAAAUGCGCAGCAACCAGAGAUAUCACCCCGCCCCCCACUUUAUAUUUCAUCAAAUUUCUCACAUCCAAUUUUGUCGGCUCAAGAUAGUGGCUUUCAGCAAGCUGUGAGCUCACCGCAAACAGGCUUUGCAGUGCCUAACCCGACGCCGCACGCCUUGUCUUCCCAACCGGAAGGUGGCCUGUCUUUGAGAGACGACUGCGUUGAUGGUAGAUCGCAGUCAGCAAGUCACGAUUCUUCAACCAACGCUAUGAAAUCUACCUCUCCUUGGCUCCAAGUUACUUCUGAUGAGAGUGACAAUGGCGGCGAUACCCAGACUAGUACUUUUGAGAGUCGUCCUGAUGCGAAUGCCAGCAUACAUCAAUCCCCUAGCAGUCUCGCUAUCAAAGGGAAAUCAAGAGCCGCUACUGUAGAAGACGGGGAGGAAUAG
Molecule: messenger RNA, 2280 nt
Organism: Ophidiomyces ophidiicola
Lineage: Eukaryota; Fungi; Ascomycota; Eurotiomycetes; Onygenales; Onygenaceae
Gene: HRD1
Product: E3 ubiquitin-protein ligase hrd1
Exons: 4
Coding region: 1-2280 (759 amino acids)
Cellular component (GO): cytoplasm
Molecular function (GO): zinc ion binding
Source: RefSeq, a predicted model, not a curated record